This is a messenger RNA of Archocentrus centrarchus (flier cichlid), 1330 nucleotides long. Its product is annotated as histone-lysine N-methyltransferase set-1-like. The record is from RefSeq and is a predicted model, not a curated record. Gene Ontology annotation, cellular component: polytene chromosome; nucleus. The transcript is spliced from 11 exons. Gene Ontology annotation, molecular function: transcription regulator activity; protein binding; histone H4K20 methyltransferase activity. Gene Ontology annotation, biological process: regulation of DNA damage response, signal transduction by p53 class mediator; regulation of transcription by RNA polymerase II. The coding region runs from base 485 to 1330 and encodes 281 amino acids. NCBI's taxonomy places the organism in Eukaryota, Metazoa, Chordata, Actinopteri, Cichliformes, Cichlidae.
CUACAUGCUAAACUCUUUAUUUAGCUUCUUUUAUUUAUUAGCAAUGUAGUUCUGUAAUUUAUUUUUAUUUAUUUAAUUUUACUUAUCAACUUUAUUUGAAUAUGUAAAAAACUAUUUCAAUCUAAGAUAGAAUAUAAUUACGACCUAAUAUUACUCUUUACAUAUUGUUACACUGUUUUGAUAAAAUGGAGCAAUAACAUCAACAACAAUAAAUAAGUAAAGCCAUAUUAUUAAAACAUUUAAAAUAUAAAAGUGAUACUUAAGGCAACAGUUGGAUUGUUUUUGCAAACAAAAGAUUUUUGUUUUUUUUUAUAUUGGCCCUGCUGUCCUUACAGCAAGAGGGAAGGACAGCAGGGGAGGGGCGAGGAGGUAUGGUCAGGCCUCAAUGUCACGGUAGGCCUUUGCUACAGUCAUGGCGGUGAGCACUGGAGAGCAGCAGCAUGUGGAGCAAGUUUAAAGAGAGAAAACAGGUUUGAUAGUAACAAUGAAAACAUCUAUAAGGAGAAGAAGAGUUCAACCUCAACAUGACGCAGAAUACUAUAUUAAGCUGAAAAUUGACAAGACUGGUCUAACAGAACAGUUCAUCAACCCAUGCAAAGGUCGUGGUGUAAUUGCCACACAGCUUUUCAAACAGGGAGAUUUUAUCCUUGAAUACCGUGGAAAGCUUUCUAAAGUGGAUCCUUACCUUCAAAGAGAUAAAUUCAAUGAUACAGUGGAAGUUUUUUUGUUUGAUUUCAAAUGGAAAGGGACCUGCUGGUGCAUUGAUGCUUCUAUUGAAGACAAGUCACUGGGACGACUAGUGAACGAUGACCACCGAAGGCCUAACUGUAAGAUGAAAACAGUUGAAGUUGAAGGGAUACCACAUCUUUGCCUGUUUGCCCUCCGAGACAUUGAACCAGGAGAAGAAAUAACUUAUAACUACGGAAAAGCUGAUUGGCCUUGGCGCAAGAUGGACAAAUCUUCUACUCCUGAAGUCAGCAACCAAACUGGCAAUGAUGAACACCGCCAUCAGGAGAAAUCUUCUUCCCCUGAAGUCAGCAACCAAACUGGCAAUGAUGAACACCGCCAUCAGGACAAAUCUUCUACCCCUGAAGUCAGCAACCAAACUGGCAAUGAUGAACAUCACGAUCAGGAGAAAUCUUCUUCCCCUGAAGUGAGCAACCAAACUGGCAAUGAUGAACACUGCGCUCAGGACAAAUCUUCUUCCCCUGAAGUCAGCAACCAAACUGGCAAUGAUGAACACCGCCAUCAGGACAAAUCUUCUUCCCCUGAAGUGAGCAACCAAACUGCCAAUGAUGAACACUGUGCUCAGGAGAAUCUUCUACCCUGA